Sabethes cyaneus is the source of this 1812-nucleotide messenger RNA. RefSeq lists its product as uncharacterized. The record is from RefSeq and is a predicted model, not a curated record. Lineage: Eukaryota; Metazoa; Arthropoda; Insecta; Diptera; Culicidae.
AUGUACGGCAGCGGGAGCCCCCCUUUAAAACUAACGGGGGGCUCCAUGUCGUCACGGUCGAAGCGUUCGAAGAAAUCCCCCUGGGGAGCCCGGGAGCGAGCCGGCAUGAGCUUCCUGAUCGUUAUAGCGUUUUUCGCCAUAUUUGGACUAAUUAUCCUAACAGAGGUGCUGAUGAUUGAUGAUCGAGGUCGAGGCGGGGGAGUCAUCGUGCGACAUGGAAGUAGCGGAGGUCGCUAUGGGGAAUCCGUCCCUGAUUAUGACGACGUGAAGGACGACUAUCUGGAUGAUACAGGUAUUUUUGUACGUGAAACAAAAUUUGGAAGUGCGGCCAUCAAAAAUAUUUUAAAAAAUCAAAAAGACACUAAACUGUCCAUUGGCAUGACCGUACCAUUAGAUCCGGCCGAGCAGCAGCGCAAUCCACCAAUCAUUCCUUGGGGUCAGAUGUUGCCCUCGAAGACGGAACAGACUUUGCCCCGGUAUCCGGCUGAAAUGCGUCCAACCGAUGGAUCGUGGGAAAUCGUCAACGGGACACGGUACAAGUUUUUUGUGUUCUCCGCCUUCUACGACCGACGAGAUGGAAAGCUGGUGCGGGUGAUCGGCGCUACGAAAACUCGUGGUCCGGAGAAGGUGUGGUGCCGAUUCUGGUACCAGACUGGUCAAAACAGCACUAAGUAUCGAUCCGCUUCGGUAAUGGCCAGAGUGAAGAUUAUACGAGAAAAUUGGAACUUGAAGUACAGUGCUUGCUUCAUUUUGUGCCCAAUCCGAGGUCCGUUUCCAGAUAUUCCUUAUGCGGUUAGUGUAGUUAGUAAAAUUAGAGCACCACCCGGCAACGUCUUGUUGCUUAGAAAUACCGAUAAUGAUCCAGAUUUUAACAACAGAACUUUUAGCAACAUUCCGAGCAGUAUUGGAGUGUGUGUCAAACCAUUACAUUUUAAUUACGAUCAGGCAUUGUAUUUGCUAGAGUUCCUGGAGCUGAACAAUCUACUGGGAGUGUCCCACUUUACAUUCUACAACCACACGAUCGGGCCUAAGGCUAGCUGUAUUUUGCGGCACUACAUCAGUGGAGAUCUUCCUUCGUUGAUAACAUCUUACGCUUCCCCACGAGAGCACACACACAGCACUGGUGCUACAGAUGGUAAUGACAUACCCUUAGCUGCAGUCUCCAACAAUAAGCGGAUUGACGAUACAUCCUACCAAAAGCCAAAGAUAACUGUAAAUAUUUUGCCGUGGAAUUUGCGGAUGCGCUCCCAGAAAGAAAUCCGUACCGAAGGGUUGUUUGCAUCGUUAAACGAUUGCCUUUAUAGAAGCAUGUACAGAUACUCGCAUGUUGCACUAAUUGAUUUAGAUGAACUUAUUAUACCACACCACAACGAUACUCUAAUCGAUUUAAUCAACUGGCUUUCAAAACGAAUCAACAAUAGAAACACAGGAGCUUACUCUUUUCAGAAUGCUUUCUUCUAUCUUCAAUUUGCCGAUGAUAGUCUGAUGUACGAAGAUGGCACAGCACAAAACGACCUACGAGCGGCGCUCACGACGCAGCGCAAGACGAGGCGCCGCUCGAAGCUGCAUCCUCAAAAGCAACGCUCAAAGUACAUCUGCCGACCGGAAGCUGUCAUCGAAGCGGGCAAUCAUUUUGUAUGGGAAUUCUGCCCCGGACGGGGCUCGCUCAAUGUUCCGACUGAUGCUGCUAUUCUUCACCACUAUCGGGUUUGCGAAUUUGGCGGCGAUGAUUGCAUAAAAUCUCCCUGUGGUAGACCGAACGGCGCAUCGUUACUCUAAACGGCUAGUGGACCGCGUUGGAACAGUAUAUAA